AUGGUAUCUUACCAUGCCGUCCAAUCCUCCAACGCUCAAAUCUCCACCCUCAUUCCCGGCCGCCUCACAGCAGUCUUUGCAGGCGGCACGAGCGGACUAGGAGAAUACACGCUCAAGUCCUUCGCCAAAUACGUUGCAGAACCACGGAUCUACUUCAUCGGACGUUCGCAGGAGGCCGCGGACCGGAUAGUCAAGGAGUGCCAGGUGCUAAAUCCACGGGGCGAGUAUAUUUUCCUGAAGAAAGAGUUGAGCUUGGUUCAGAAUGUGGAUGAAGUGUGUCAGGAGAUUAUGGACCGAGAAGGGCCAGAUGGGUAUAUCAACUUACUUUUCGUGAGCCAGGCGAUGGCUUACAAUACUACUGUAACAUCCGAAGGUUUUAUGCUGCCCAUCGCCUUAGUGAUCUACUCCCGUUUCCGCUUCAUCAUCAACCUCCUUCCUCUCCUCAAUCGCGCGACGGCACUUCGCCGCGUGAUAUCGGUCUUCUUGGGAGGCAGAGAAGGACCCGUCGAUAUCGAUGAUCUAAAUUUCAAGGACGGGUUGUCCAAGCCGAUCAAGUUCAGGGAUCAAGCGUUGAGUAUGAUGACGUUGUCAAUGGAAGUACUGGCCGAGCAGAAUCCUGGAGUGGGGUUCAUUCAUACAGCUCCAGGAAGCGUGAAGUCCGGUAUCUUCAGAGAGCCCGGCCUGAUCAACGGGACGCUGAGAUUCCUCUCCUGGCUCGCUCUGAUGCUAGGCUAUAACCUCACUCCCGAAGAAGCAGGGGACAGACAUCUUUACUACGCUACUAGUGCACGGUAUCCUUCGAAAGCAGGCGCGAAGAGCGACGUCCAAGUCGUGCCGUUGUGUGAGGGCGUGGAUGUUAGUGAGGGUACGGAUCAGUCAGUGGGUAGUGGUGUCUAUACGCCUGGUCCUGAUGGUGAGAGUUGGGCAACAGACAAGGUGAAGGAGUGUUUGGCGAGGAUGAGGGAGGAUGGCGUACCUGCGAAGGUGUGGGAGUAUAUUGAAGGCGAGUUUGUCAGGACUACUGGGAGGGUGAAGAUCGAAGCGAGACUUGAGACCUCAGCGUAA
This is a messenger RNA of Recurvomyces mirabilis, 1065 nucleotides long. RefSeq lists its product as uncharacterized. The record is from RefSeq and is a predicted model, not a curated record. The transcript has 3 exons. Lineage: Eukaryota; Fungi; Ascomycota; Dothideomycetes; Mycosphaerellales; Teratosphaeriaceae. Bases 1 to 1065 code for a protein of 354 amino acids.